This is a messenger RNA of Ornithorhynchus anatinus (platypus), 3201 nucleotides long. It is a transcript of the gene CFAP58, whose product is annotated as cilia and flagella associated protein 58. Gene Ontology annotation, cellular component: cytoskeleton. The record is from RefSeq and is a predicted model, not a curated record. The transcript is spliced from 18 exons. The coding region runs from base 135 to 2756 and encodes 873 amino acids. Lineage: Eukaryota; Metazoa; Chordata; Mammalia; Monotremata; Ornithorhynchidae.
GGUAUUAAAGAAAAGGAGAAAUAUUUUCAGUUAGUUGACAGAUUUAAAAUUCUAUUAUACUUGCAACCCAGGGGUGUUUUAUUUUAAACGUUAAGCCAAAGAUGAUCUGUGAAUGGUGAAGCGGUGAUCUACGGAUGGAUAAAUAUGAAAAAGCAUGCCUGGGAGAAAAUGCAUUUGAAGAACUGGAAAAGGACUUCCAAGAAGUAAUCAAUGAACUUGCGGGAGAUAAAAGCCUUGAGAAAUUCAAGGUGGAAUAUGAGAAGCUUCAUAGUGUUAUGAAAAAAUCCUAUGAAAAUGAAAAACGUCUGAUGGCAAAAUGCAGAGAACUGAAUGCAGAGAUUGUGGUCAAUUCCGCCAAGGUGGCCACUGCCCUAAAGCUAUCUCAAGAUGACCAGACAACAAUUGCAUCAUUAAAAAAGGAAAUAGAAAAGGCCUGGAAAAUGGUGGAUUCUGCCUAUGAUAAAGAGCAGAAGGCAAAGGAAACUAUCAUUUCGCUGAAAGACGAAAUAGUUAACCUGACUAAACUAGUAGACCAAGGAUCGGGAUUAUCACUGGGCCAGGAUCGCAAUGUCAGAGAUUUGUUGAAGUUAAAGGAAGAGAUUACGAAGGAAAGAGACCAGCUCUUUACAGAAGUUGUGAAGUUGCGAGAGACCCUGGCUCAAGCUACCGAACAACAGCAAGAAUCUGAGAAAUCAAGAGAUGAAGCAGAGCAAACCAUCUCUCAGUUCCAGCAGGAAAUUCAGAUGCGUCAAAAUGAGGCGUCCCGGGAAACUCGGAAGAAGGAGAAACUGGAGAAGGAGUUAAAAGAGGUUCAGUCAGACAUGGAUAACAAACAGGUUGAAAUAAAAACUCUACAGCAAUAUGUGCAGAAGAAUAAAGAGGAACUCUUAAAACUGGAACAACAGCUCAAAGAACAGAGGAUCCUAAAUGAAAGAGCUGCAAAAGAACUUGAACAGUUUCAAAUGAAAAAUGCCAAACUUCAGCAAGAGAAUGAGCAGCAAAGCCUGGCUUAUGAACAGAUAACACAGGAGAACCAGCAGAAGAUAAUGGAGCUGAAAUCCAAAGACGAGGAAGUGACUCAGAUGCACCAGGAUAUCACAAAACUUAACAAGAUGAGAGAAAUAAUCCAUAAAAGGUUGCACCUAGCAGAAGAACAGAAAGCAGAGGUUGACCAGCAGAGAGAGAUCUUAAAAAAUCAGAUAUCUGGACUAGAGAGAGAACUGGAGACUGCUAAGAAACAAGCAGAACUUGAUAAGAAAGCUAUGGAUGAACUUAUGCGAGACAGAGACUUGCUAAAUAAGAACAUGCUGAAAGCUGUUAGUGCUACUCAGAAGCAGUUGAAUUUAGUGAAGCUCCAUGAGCAAUCCAAAAGGAACCUGGAAGAAGAAAUCCAAAACUAUAAAGAAGAGGCCCUGAAACAGAGGAAGAUCAUAUAUCAGUUGGAAAAGGAAAGAGAUCGUUACAUCAAUGAAGCUAGUGAACUCACCCAAAAGGUCCUUCUCAACAUGGAAGACAUCAAAAUCCGGGAGAUGCAGAUCUUUGACUACAAGAAAAAGAUAGCUGAGUUGGAGACAAAAUUAAAACAGCAGCAGAACCUGUAUGAGGCUGUGCGGUCAGAUAGGAAUCUCUACAGUAAAAAUCUGAUUGAAGCUCAGGAUGAAUUAACAGAAAUGAAGAGGAAAUUAAAGAUUAUGACCCAUCAAGUAGACCAGCUGAAAGAAGAAAUCACAGCCAAAGAAUCAGCUCUUGUGAGAUUGCACUUGGAUCAUCAGCGAAUAGAGAAAGAGAAGGAGGCAUUAAAGGCAGAACUGGUGAAGAUGAAACAAGCAGCUCUGGAGACCAAACAUUUUAUUGAAAAACAAGAAUCAGAAGAGAGAAAACUCCUGAAAAUCAUUGCCGAGUCUGAUGCUGAAAGGCUGAGGCAAAAGAAGGAAUUAGAUCAGGUGAUCAGUGAGAGAGAUAUUCUUGGAUCCCAGCUUGUUCGACGCAAUGAUGAGUUGGCUCUGCUCUAUGAAAAAAUCAAGAUUCAGCAGUCCAUACUGAACAAAGGAGAGACCCAGUACAGACAAAGAGUGGAAGACAUCCGAAUUCUCAAACUUGAGAUAAAGAAACUUCGAAGGGAAAAGGGAAUUCUCUCCAAGAGCGUGGCAAAUGUGGAAGAGCUCAGGCAGGAGGUGUUUCACCUGCAACGAGAAUUCUUGAAGGAACGGACACGGUGCAGAGCCCUGGAGGAGGAGCUGGAAAGCCCCCUGAAUGUACACAGAUGGAGAAAACUGGAGGCCAGUGACCCAAGCACCUUUGAACUGAUCCAGAAGAUCCAUACUCUGCAGAAGCGUCUCAUCUGCAAGACUGAAGAGGUGGUAGAAAAAGAAUUACUCCUUCAGGACAAGGAGAAGCUGUAUGUGGAGCUGAAGCACAUCUUGGCUCGUCAGCCUGGCCCUGAAGCAGCAGAACAGCUGCAGCUGUACCGACAUACACUAAGGGAGAAGACCAAACAACUAAAAGUUUUGUCUUCAGAAUUGAAUAUGUAUGAGUCACAGAGCCAGGAGUAUAAGUAUGAAAUUGAAAGACUUGCCAAUGAACUACUGAAUGUGAAGAAGAAAUACCUCACCCAGAAACGCAAAGAACAACAACAAAAGGAGAAGGAGAGGCUGGGUCAGCUAGACAAUAACUAUUCAGUGAACAAGUCAGAAGGCUCACGGUAUACUGGAGGAGGCUUUCUCUUCAACAAGCCUACUACCAAGAUUUCGGCCUAACAUCAUCUCACGGGCCCAGUAAAUAAGUUAUCUAAAUUUUCUCUGGAGUGUUUGAGAGAAAUAUUCAUAAAGUCAUUUGAAUCAAGCAUUUCUUCUCUCAAAACAGCAUGAUUUGGAAAGAAGAAACGAUGGAAUUAGCAGAAUCAUAUGCAUUUAAGAGAGAUGCUGCUUUGUUAAUCCAUGUGGAGAUCAAGGUAUUGAAUUAUUUGUGUUUUUUAGACAGACUCAUUAAAUGAACAAGGAUUUCUCUGAUCGCCCCUUUGACAGUUGAAUAUACCAAAUCUGUGCACUGCAUAUGGAAAAAAACUUUGGAUUUUAAUUUCUUUACUGUUUGAAGGUGGAACAAUUUUAAGGUUUUCUCAUUUUUCACAGAAAAUGUUUUUGAAAUGCAUGGCAUCCACCACAACUUUCUAAAUAAAAAAAUAUAAUUACCUUUUGUUAACAA